AUGGAGGCACUCAAUACUCUCCAAGUCGCUGGCGGCGUGAUCCAGUUCCUGGAUUUUGGGAGUAAGCUGCUCUCUAAUUCCAGAAAGCUGUAUCGAUCCGCAGAUGGUGUCUUAUCCGAGAAUGUCGACUUGGAGGUAGUCACCACCGACCUUGCCACCAUCCUUCUGAGCUUGGAGCGAAAUCUGCCUGAUAACCGCGCGAUAAAGGCGGACAAAUCGGAGGACGAGAAAGCCUUGGAUGAGCUUUGCAUUCGAUGCGUUGCGAUUGCACAGGAAUUGAUUGCGCAGCUCGACAAGCUAAAAAUUGUCCCAGGCAAGGAAGAGUUAAAAACGUCCGAGGAUGAUAAGGUUAGCAGAGGCAACCUUCGGGACUCUGAGCCUCAAAAAGAGCUGUGGAGGGAGAACUGGAACUCCAUGCUGAAACCCAGUGUAACGAGGAAUUCCAAGAUCUUCAGGAAAUGGAGUGCUUUUCGGAAAGCAUUGGAGGCGAUUUGGAGGAAAGAGGAAAUUGAAGCAAUGGCCACGACACUUCGGGAGUUUAGAUCCGAAAUUGAAUUCCGUAUCCUGGUAAUGUUUCGAGCAACAAUAAGCCAGCUCGUUGUCCAGCAAUCACAGUUCUCUCGGCAACUGACCGAAUCAACCCGGGCUAUCCUUGAUAGCUUCAUAUAUAGCCGGGAUGACCUUGCAACACAACUCCGCAGUCAGGUGGAGAAGCUGGUUUUCUCUGAGAUCUCGAAACGUGAUAUCAGGGCAAGACUACCGGAAGAUCAGACACGACAUUUAAAGGGAGAGCUGAAGCUUGCUGGAACAUUCCAAUAUCCCAAGGGGGCGAGAAGAGAUGAAGAAAGCAUAGAGGAGCUUCCAGCCCGUGCAUACGAGGUCGAAGAGAGCAUCCGACUGCUCAUGAUCGAAAAUGGUGUCCUAAGCAGUCUGAGCUUCGAUUCGAUCCAUGACCGUAAGGAUAGUGUGGACGUGCCUUUCCAGAACACUUUCAAGUGGAUAUUCGACGAACCUGGAUCGAUUGAAAGGCCGUGGAGCAACUUCAUGACCUGGCUGCGGCAAGACGCUGGGAUCUACUGGAUUAACGGAAAGGCCGCUUCUGGAAAGUCGACCUUGAUGCGAUAUCUCCAGGACAAUGAACAGAUACGGAAAGGGUUGAACGAGUGGGCCGGAUCUAUGCCUCUGGACAUCUGUCACUUUUUCUUCUGGAACAUUGGCGAUGAGUACCAAAAGUCCCAGAAGGGAUUGCUGCGAUCACUUCUCCAUGAUAUUCUACAACAGCAUCGAGAUUUAAUUCCUGCCAUUAUGCCUGAAGCUUGGGAGGCCUGGUCCUCGCGAGCUGAUCACCUCAUAUCAAAUAGCGGCUCAGUUCGCAAUCCGAUGUUACACCCUGACCCGAAGCCGUGGGGUAUGACACAGUUGAAGGGUUUCUUUCGAACCCUACUCCGAACGUUGGAGAGUAGGGUCAAGCUCUGUUUAUUUAUUGACGGGUUGGACGAGUACGACGGAGACCAUUACGAAAUCGCCGAGAUGUUUGAAGAAAUCGCUCAAUCUUCUAACAUCAAGCUCUGUUUGUCUAGCAGGCCGCUCUUAGCCUUCGAGCAAGCCUUCGAGGGGCAGCCCAGCCUAAAGCUACAAGAUCUCACAGCGAGAGAUAUAAGUCACUACGUCAAAGAAAACUUGUAUCGCCAUAAACACCUGAUGGCCCUUUCAAAGGAAAACCCAGCUAAAGUGUCUGAUCUGGUGAGCGAUGUUGUUGAAAAAGCACGUGGCGUCUUUCUAUGGGUUAAGUUGGUAGUUAGGUCAUUAUUGCGUGGUCUAUCAGACUACAACCGCAUCUCAGACCUCCAAAGACGGGUUGAAUACUUGCCCGGUGACCUGGAGUCCUUAUACGCCCAUAUGCUACAGAUGACAGAUCCAUUCUACCACGAACAAGCUUCGAAGAUCUUUCAAAUAUAUCGAGCCGCUCAGCAGCAGUGCCCGAGUCAGUUGACACUGUUGAGUUUAUCAUGGGCAGACGACGAGGACGAAGAUUUGGCGGAGAAGGCCCCGAUCCGUCCACUCCCUCAUAAUAGGAUUGCAAAUCGAUGUAAAGCGAUGGAUGCUCGCCUAAAGAGUGUAUGCGCCGGCCUUCUUGAGUCGAUCGACAUCAGGUUUUCAGACAUCGCUCCUGACGCGAAGGUACUGUUUUUACACCGAACAGUCUCAGAUUGGAUAACGCAGCCCAAGGUCUGGAGCGGUAUAACUUCUCAUACGGAAGGGAAGUCGUUUAGUCCCAAUAUUGCCAUGCUCAAGUCCUGCGUUUUGCAACUCAAAAGCGCCAGCACAGACCCCUCCUUUCCACUUGACAUGGGGCUCAUCACUGGUGCUCUAAGAUUUGCGGUUGAGGCCGAAAAGGAUCUGAAUAGCGGAUUUCCAAGGCUAUUGGAUCAAUUGGACAUUGCAGCUUCUUACCAUUGGCGAGUUGGAAAACAUUUCUUCACCAGUGAGCCAGAGCCAGCCUUGUUCAAUUUCAAGGCAGGUUGGCCAAGUACCUUCUAUGAUCUCGCCGUUUCCAUCGGCUUAUCCCACUAUGCAAGGAUGAAAUUCGAGUCUGGCAACAUCGUGGACCAGGAUGUAGAGCAGCACAUGCUCCUACACUUGAUUACCUCCCGCACUGACCGAGAUCCCGCUGUCAUAAGACGCAUUUUGGAAAACGGCACAGAUCCGAAUUUAUCGUAUGAUGGAUCCAGCCCUUGGGAACAAGUGCUCCUGUCCGCCGCAGCGCAUUUCAACCGCACGCCAUGCGGCCACACCCGGUGCAAAGAUCAUCCGCCCGACUUGAAAUGGAAAGAAACUUCCAGAAAUUGGUCUGUGAUCAUCCAGGACUUUCUUCAUCACGGAGCAGACCCCGAAUUUGUUACUCGGAACCAUAGUUCCUUACAAGGACACCCAAGAGUCUCAGCAACCAUUCUUGUUGAAAAGCACUUUCCGGAAUUUCUGGUAGUAGAAAAGAACAGCAUCAAGUCUCUCUUGAUUCAAAAAGGAAUCAGUUUUGACCCGAAUAUUGGAUCAGCGAACCUGGAUAAUCAACCUGUGAUGCACGACGGAAUGGGUGACGUUGAUGAACCCACCGGAAGCAACGAACGGGAAGAUGGUGGGAUAGGGGUGAGGAGACAUAGAUCACCUGGUCAACUAAAACCCACGUCGACAGUGCGAUGGAUACUCUCCUGGGUGGUACGCUAUUGA
Molecule: messenger RNA, 3228 nt
Organism: Clonostachys byssicola
Lineage: Eukaryota; Fungi; Ascomycota; Sordariomycetes; Hypocreales; Bionectriaceae
Source: the annotation of a GenBank genome assembly